Molecule: messenger RNA, 225 nt
Organism: Aspergillus steynii IBT 23096
Lineage: Eukaryota; Fungi; Ascomycota; Eurotiomycetes; Eurotiales; Aspergillaceae
Exons: 3
Coding region: 1-225 (74 amino acids)
Source: RefSeq, a predicted model, not a curated record
AUGCGGGAUCUAUCCGUGACGGGGCCGGAAUUACGGCGGUCCAGAAAACAUGGAAUUUACUCUGCUGGCUUCAUUCUCAAGCUCAUCGCCGCUGUUGCAGGCCGGAAAAACGAAACGGUCGGCUCUCAGAACGACAUGCUUCCUUCCGCCGAGGCUGUCCCACAGAUGGUCAUUACGGCCGCGAACCAGGUCCAUGUCCAGGUCCAGAUUCCUCAGCCCUGCUAA